AUGGAUGUAAUUGUUGGAUGUAAUGAAGAUAUUUCGGAUCCUUUAGGGAUUUAUAGCACUAUACAUUCCGCUGAUGAUCCAUUUGCCGAAUAUUAUUUUAAUGAUAGUUUAGAGUUAGCUGAUGAAGGCCUGUGA
Messenger RNA from Entrophospora sp. SA101, 135 nucleotides. The record is from the annotation of a GenBank genome assembly. NCBI's taxonomy places the organism in Eukaryota, Fungi, Glomeromycota, Glomeromycetes, Entrophosporales, Entrophosporaceae.